CAGGCUGAAAACACCUCAAUAGAGCGUGAAGGUACAGAACUGUCAUUUGAAGAACGUGCCCGGAUGGUUAACAAAGCUCUUCUUUCAUCAAAAGAAGAUACUGGUCUUGCCAAGUUUUACUCAAGAGAAGAUCUUCAGUUAGGGAGAAAGUCCUCAUUUAGGGAAGAUACCCAGGCUCUUUCUAGUUCUUAUGAAGACUUGCAUAACAAGAGAACAAAGUCAAGAGAAGACAUUAGACGAAUUAAAUCACCAUCACCUUCUUCCCCACUACUAGAAAAAUCUCCUAAAGUUGAAGUUACUACUAGAAACUGGACUUCCCGUGAUUCACCUGUUGGGUUGUUUAGUAAAGAAAAUAGAUCUGAAUCAUCUGCAUUGAACCAUUCCCAGAAUGUGACAUCGCAUUGGGUUUCAGCUCAUGAAUAUGGAGAUAAAACUUAUUUGUCUAAAGAAAGAGAACCUGAAUCAGUGUAUAAACAGAAGAAUACUACCACUAGACCAGAAAUAACAGUUGGAGGUUAUACUGAGGUUAAUUUCAGAGAUAAACAAUCCAGUUUGAAUGUUAGUGGUGAGAGAAGAAUAGCUGAGUCUCGUUUUGGUGAUGAAAAAGUAGUUCCAAAAGCUAAAAGUAAGAUUCUGAUUGACCAGAAACGUAGUUCUAGUUCAUCAUCUUCUGAAAAUGACCUGGGUGUUAGAAGGAACAUGAGAUAUGAAAGAGAAGAAAACGUAGAUCAUCAUUCUCAGCAUACAUUUGUAAUGGAAACAACUUCAAAUCUCAGCAACUCUUCAAAAAAGCAGAAGAAAGAAGUUGAUGUGAGACAAGUUGCAGUGAAAGGUCAUGGUCUUAAAAUGGUUCCAGUGAAAAGGCCUUCAGCUUUUCUAAUAAGUGCCCCAGGAAUUGAUCAAGAUGACAUUAGUAUAACAAUUAUAGCUCCUUCAAGCAAGGAACUUCCAUUUAAAAUUGAAAAAAUGCGUCACAAUCAAUAUCAAGUGGAAUAUAUCCCAUCAGAAGCUGGAGAACACACAAUCAAGAUUCAAGUUGCAGGAAAGGUUAUUAGAGGAAGUCCAUUUCAUUGUGAUGUCUUUGAUGCUACAAAAAUAAAAGUUGGUAAUGUGCCAAAUGGCUUUGUUGGAAAAGCUGUUGAAUUUGAGAUCAGUGGUGCUGAUGCUGGCUCUGGAAAUUUAGAAAUUCUUGUAAAUGGAGGCCAUGUAACUAGUGAAGUGAAAGAUUUGGGUAAUCACCAUUUCCUUGCUUCCUUCAUCCCUCACUCUGCCACUACUCACACUAUUGAAAUGAAGUUCAAUGGAGAAUCUGUCCCAGGUUCCCCAUGGAGAUGUGAUGUUUUUGAUCCAAAGAAGCAAUUGGCUGUUAAAGGACAAAGCUUACAUUCUUUUGCUGCAGGUCAUUCAGAAUCAUUUGAACUUUCAGCACCUGGAUUUAAGAAAGAGGAUAUUUCUGUCACAAUUACAGGCCCUUCAAAAAAUGACAUUCAGAAUCGGAUUGUGGAUCUACAAAAUGGCAAAUAUUGUGUAGAGUUUAAAGCUUUUGAUGUUGGAACAUAUAUGAUUGAAGUGCUAGUAGCAGGUCAGCAUGUUCCUGGAAGUCCUUUCACCAGCAAAGCCUAUAACACCUCUAGGAUUAGAAUCUGUGAUGUACCUGAUAGUGUUUUUGUUGGACAGAAUUGCCAUUUUCAAGUGGAUGCGUCCCAAGCCGGGGAAGGACAAUUAGAGAUAUCAGUUAAUGAAGGAGAGGUACCUAAUCAUGUUCAGGUUCUGGGUGGUGGACGCUGUCUUGUCAACUUUACACCCACAUUUAUCACUCCCCAUGUAGUAGAUAUCAAAUUUAAUGGGGAAAACAUUCCAGGAUGUCCUGUUACCAUCAAGGUCAUUGAUACAGAUAAAUCAUCUGUGGACCUGCGGGACUUGCAACUGAUCUCUGUUAGACAGACAGCUAAGUUUCUAAUUAAUAUUCCUGGUGGACAGGAGUCAAAGUUAAAGGUUGUUGCUAAAUCACCAGAUGACUCACGACUUCCAGUAAAAAUAGCAAGAUCUGGGAGUAGUGGCUUUACAGCAGAGUUUGUUCCAAAAGAAGUUGGUCCAUACAAAAUACUAGUAGAGUAUGCAGGAAACGUAAUCCCAAACAGUCCUCAUAUGGUGAAAGCCUAUGAUGCAGAAAAGGUUGAAGUCAGUGACAUACCACACAAAACCAUUUGUAAGACAGUACAGUUCACAGUUGAUGCAAGUCAAGCAGGAGAAGGCAAUCUUGAGAUUAAAAUUAAAGUGAUUGCUAGGGGACGAAAAAUCCAGACACAAGUUCAUCCUUUGGACAGUGCCAAAUUUGCUGUUUCUUUUGUACCGACAGAUCCUGUGGAGCAUGUUGUUAAUGUAUCUUUCAACAAGGAAGCUGUUCCAGGCAGUCCUUUCAAGAUAAAAGUUGUGGAUUCAGAAAAAUCUUUGGUGAUGGGGUCAUCACUUGUUGCUUCAUCUGUUCAUAAAACAUUCACUUUCACCAUUCAAAAUAUCUCAGGAUCAGAAAAGGAUCUUCAGGUUCAUAUUGAAGGUCCUGAUAAGAAAACACUACCAUACAACAUUAAAGAAACUGGAAUGGGGAGCUUCAAAGUAGAGUUUUCACCAAAGAUAACAGGAGAACACAGGAUCCAUGUGAACCACUGUGGAAAUCCUCUACCAGGUAGCCCAUUUAUUAGCAAGGUGUAUGAUGUAGAACAGAUAAAGGUGAAAGACUUGGGAAUAGGAUUUCUGGGGAAACUCUACACAUUUCUUGUUGAAACUGCAAAUGCUGGGCCAGGUAACCUAGAUGUUAUGAUUAACAAUGGAGAAGUCGAAACAUCAGCACAAGCCCAGUCCUCGACACUGUAUGCUAUAUCAUUCACUCCCAAACAUAUUGGUCCACAUCUCAUUGAUAUCAGAUUUAACAGUGAACCUGUUCCAGGAAGUCCCUAUGAAUGCCUGAUAGUUGAUCUGUCGAGCUUGUCAAAAGUUCAAAUCUCUGGUGAAGGACUGGAAAAAGUACCUCUUCAUCGUCCAGUGGCAUUUUUGGUUGACACUAAUGGAGUCAACAUGGGACAGCCCCAUGUAAAUAUUAUGGGUCCAAAUCAACAUAAUCUAAAAACGUACAUCAACGGCAACUAUCAUAGUGGAUAUAGAGUUGAGUACACCCCAAGUGAAGUUGGAGAUCAUACAGUUGAUGUGAGGAUUGGUGGACACCCAGCAGGAGGCAGCCCUUUUUUGGUCAAAGCUUAUGAUACAUCUAAAGUAAAAGUUAGUGAUUUGGGUAGUGGAGUCAUUGGAAAAUCAGUUUACUUUGGAAUUGAUGCUAGCCAAGCAGGAGCUGGCAACCUUGAAAUAAUUGUAACCGUCGGAGAAAGAAAUGUCCCAAAUUAUGUCCAGUCUGAGGGAAAUGCUAAAUUUAGAGUUAAUUUCAAACCUUCAGAGCCAGAAGCUCACACUGUUAGUGUGAAAUUUAAUGGGGAAUCUGUUCCAGGUAGUCCAUUUAUUGUUAAGGUUGCAGACACAAACCAGUCUGUCAUAACAGAUUCUUCUCUGAAAACAGCCUCCUUAGCCAAGGGAGGAAGGUUUACCAUUGACUCUAGAGGUCUGGAAGGUGCAGAGUGUAAAGUUCUGGUCACUGGCCCCUCAUCAAAGAAGAUUCCUGUGGAGAUAACUAAAACAUCAACUACAACUUUUGAAGUACAGUUUUCUCCUGUGGAAGUUGGUCCACAUCAGGUGAUAGUUACAUUAGAUGGAAAUCCUGUUUUGGGAAGUCCUUUCAUGUGCAAUGUGUAUGAUAUUAGUAAAAUUAAAAUUAGAAAUAUGAGCCCAGGUGUGGCUGGAAAACCAUACACUUUUCAAGUUGAUGCAUCUCAGGCUGGUGAAGGAACUUUAGAACUGGUAAUUACUACCCGAAAAUCAUCUGUUCGAGCCGAAGUGUCAAUGAAAAGCAGAGGUUUAUAUGAUGUCACUUUUGUUCCUCAGGAUCGAAUGUCUCAUUAUGUAAAUGCCACUUUUAAUGAAGAAGAUGUGCCAGGUAGCCCAUUUAAAAUAGAAGUGAGGGAAGGCACUGUUAAUGAAUCAAAGUUAACAACAACAUCUAGUAGUACUAGGAGUAGUUCCACGUUAAUAGCAAAGGGUGAAGGACUGAAACAAGGUGUAGUUGGUUCAUUAAACACUUUUGAAAUUGAAACCAAGGAAAUGGAUGGUAGUGUUGAGAUAUGUGUGAUUGGACCAGGAGACUCUAGAAUUCCAGCCUCAGUAUUGAGAUUGGAUCACAACUUAUAUCAGGCUGAGUAUCACCCUCAAACUGCAGGAACUCAUAGAAUAGAAGUUCUUCACCGUGGCAACCCUAUAACCAGCAAACCAUACCUUGUGGAAGUAUGUGACCCCACUCAAGUAAAGAUUUUAGAUCUUGUUGAUGGAAUUAUUGGAAGAGAACAGAAUUUUAAAGUGGACACAACAAAAGCUGGACAAGGUAAUCUGGUUGUACACAUUGUAGCUGGGGGUCAAGAAGUUCGUCAUUCCGUUCGAGAACUCAGUCAAGGGGUGUAUCAAGUGACAUAUACUCCUAAUUCCAGUGUACCACACAAAGUUGAUGUGUAUUACAGUAACCACCAGUUGACAGACUGUCCACAGAUUAUAGAAGUACGAGAUCUUACAAAUACAAUCUCAGUCCAUGGAACAGGCCUGAAGUCACUUCCUCUUGGAGGAGAUGCAACUUUUUUUAUUGAAACUGGUGGAUUUGGUGGUGCCAACGAUUUUGAUGUUUUUAUUACAAGUCCUUCAGGCUCACCUGUACCAGUUAGAUGUUAUCAUCAAAAAGAUGGAAGUUUGUUAGCUGAAUGGAGCCCUCAAUUUGCAGGUGGUUACAAGAUCGAGGUCCUAUAUUUGGGAAAGGCUGUAUCAGGUUCACCCUUUAUCUGUGAAGUGUUUGAUUCUAAUCAUGUGACAAUUCAAAGGACAAAAAACACAACAUUUUUUGUGAAUGAAAAAAUUUCUUUUGCAUUGAAUCGUCAAGAUGCGGGAUAUGCUGAGUUAGACGUCACAGUGACCAGCCCUCUAGGACGCCACUUACCAAUUGAAGUGAAAGGAACACCUGAUGGUGAAGGUGAACUGAUAGAAUUCAUGCCAACAGUCCCAGGGAAAUACAAGAUUGGCAUAACAUAUGGAGGAAUGGAAAUACCAGACAGUCCCAUUACUUUCACUGUUCAUGAUGGAGGAACUCCAACUGUUGUGGGACCUGGACUCUCUUUGGCAGAAUGUGGCAAUGCUGCCACUUUCAACAUUGAUGCUAGAGGGCUGAGAGGAAGGCCAGAAGUAGAAGUUGUGGGCCCUGACUCAGAAGCUGACUGUUCUGUAGAUGAGGAAGAAAAUGGAAUGUUUAUUGUCACAUAUGUUCCACAAGAAGUAGGAAUCUUUGAUGUACGAGUUUUUUGGAACAGUCAAGAGGUGACAGGAAGUCCUUUCCAUCCUCGGGUAGUGAAUCCUAGAAAAGUGCGUGUAAUUGGUGGAUGGGAAAAUCUUGUAGAUGAUGAAAACCAUAUUGUCUUAAAUUGUGGAGAACAGAAAAAGAUAACCUUUGACACUAGUGAUGCAGGGCCAGGUAAACUGAAGGCAGAGAUUAUGGGUCCAAAUGGUCAGAUUGAUACUCAAGUUGACCACAUAGCAAGUUCUCGUUAUAGGCUGUCUUUCACUCCAGUUGAGGAAGGUGAAUACUACAUGUACUUAUAUUUUGCUGAUGUACCCCUUCCCAAUUCACCUUACCUUGCCUAUACAGAAGAAAGUGAACCACUCGUAGAUUAUACACGGGUAGUGUUAAGAGGCCAUGGCCUGUCAUCUGCCCGUGUUGGAGAAGAAGCAGAAUUUGUUAUAGAUGGAUCAGCAGCAGGUUCAGGAUAUCCAGAGGUUAGUCUGAGUGGAGUGAAGGCUGAUAUUCCAGUCCGCCUGAUACCUCAACAAAACAACAUUUUCAAGGCUAUUUAUACUCCAACUAUUCCAGGUGUUUAUCUGUUAAAUGUGAUGUGGUCUGAUCGACAAGUGAAAGGUUGUCCCUUGAAAGUGUCCAUUUCAGCUAGUUGUGAUGCCACAAAAGUAGUCUGUUCAGGAGAUGGUCUAAAAGGAGGAUUUUUAGGGAAAGAAAUCAAAGCUUUCAUUGACACAAGGCGAGCAGGACCAGGUGAGCUGACAGCUCAUUGUAUGGGACCCACAAAAGUGGCUUAUUGUGAAAUGUACGAUCACCGAGAUGGUACUUUUACUUUGUACUUAAAACCACAGGAAGGUGGACGUCAUGUGCUAACAAUUAAGUAUGGAGGGGACCAUAUACCAGGAAGCCCUUACUCUGUUCGGAUCUCAGGAGCUCCUGAUGCUUCCAAGGUGAAAGUAUAUGGUCCAGGAAUCGAACCUGGUGUUCUUGCCACCUAUCAGAGCCGAUUCAUUUGUGACACAAGGGGAGCAGGAGCUGGCCAACUGACUGUCCGAGUCAGGGGGCCUAAAGGAGCAUUCAGAGUAGAAAUGCAAAGAGAAAGCCAAAAAGACAGAACUAUUCUUUGUAAAUAUGACCCAACAGAGCCAGGGGACUAUCGCCUAGAAGUUAAAUGGUCAGAUGUACAUGUGCCUGGAUCUCCUUUCAAUGUAUUGAUCUUUGAUACACAGGAAGAACUAAACCAUUAUUUACAAGGUAAUUUUAGGUCCAUGGCUUCCUCUGGUGGUGUACAUCAUUCUGCUGGCCAAUAUUUUUCAGGAAAUAUAACAUAUAGCAGCAGCUACAGUCAGAUGUCAUGGAAGGGUUCAGCUGGAGACUCAUGAAGGCAUCAUAAAGUAAUUAUAUUGUUUGUUGAUAUCACUGUUUGUGAACCUCUGUGUGUAUAUGUACUUUAAAUUGUUGUUCAGAGUGGAUCUUUAACACUGAUUAAAAAACUGUUUUUUAGAACUAGAUGAUGCUCUGAAAAAUAUACACAUCAGAACAGAAAGUUUAUAAAAAGAAAAAAGUGUUUUUUUAUUGUAAAUCACAGUGAAAGACAUCAAAUAAAAAGUGAUGAAAAUCGUUAAAUACAAGGUUUAAAUUCAUUUGUAUAUGUGUUACAGUUAUUUACUGGUUGUAGAACCAGAAUCUGAUUGCUGAAUUUUGUGUUUUUACUGUUUCACUUCAUGACUAGGAUGUAUAAAUUGCAUUUACUAUUGUUGUUUAUUCUUGUUAGUUACUUGGACUAAUACACGGAUAUGUUUUAUUUUUAUUAUUAUUCCUACUUACUGGCAUGGGCAAGUUAGAUUUUGCUUUAUACUGACACUUCUUUCUAGUUGUUGAAUGAGUUGGGACAUUAGGAUGUGUUUUUAUCAUUUAUUAAAUUUUAAUAUAUUAAAUACUUAGAAAUUUCAAAAGCAAAAUGUAUAAAUACAAAGAAUGAAAUAUUAAUUCACUGUGUAUAGUUACAGUUUCUUUAUUAUUUAGUCUUACUAAGUGUAAAUUUUUAUUUCAAAAGUUCUCACAAAGAUCAGCUGACACAAUAUUUAACAGAGAAGCUUACACUUUGGUCAAGUAGUCAGUAUCACAGUUCUUUGCAAGUAACAUGUCAGUUUCCUACUUGUUAACCCAUUUUGGUCUGAACCUGUAGUUAUUAUCAUAAAAACACGUAAUUAAUUUUUUUUAAGUUACCCAUAGAAUUAUGUGAUAAUGCAUUCUUUUGUGUAUAAUUGCUAACAUAUAAAGCCCUUCAAUAUCGCUAAUUAUGAAACUAAAAAAAAAAUUAAUGGAUUUGAAUUGGACUUGGUAGUCACUCCAUGAAACUCAUUUUCCCAUGGGCUUUUAUACUUUCCCACGACUUUUGCCUUAUCGUAGGGAGUGACCAUUUUGGAAAAAGUAAACUGUGAUAUGGAUACAGUCACUCAAUGUAUCACUGGAAAGAACAGAAAAUGACUGCAAAUUAUGAAAAUGAUAUAAUGACACUCUAUUUCACACACACAUAAAAAACCAAAACCUCAGGAAAUAUGGCUGUAGGCUUUCUAAACUAUUAAACAAAGGUAUAGCUACUACAGCCAACCUGUAGUACCUGACAGGUGUGCUAUAUGGCUAAACAAACAAAAUGUACAGAGAUACCAGAAUAACUUAUUAUCAGAAAUCCUUAGUACUUAACUAAUCCUUAUUUAAUGCAAUUAAGUUAUAAUAUCAUAUUCUCUAGUGUUCAGUUAACAGAGACACAAGUUAUUUACCAGAACAGAAAUAUGACUAGCAUCUGGUUUUGUUACUACAGGAAUAUAAUCCACAUCUAAUCUUGUCUUGUCAAGAAUGUUGUAAUUUGUAUCAGAAGAGUUUCUAAAGAUAUUCAGUAAAAAUUAUAAUUAAUAAUAAUUAGUCUUAUUUUUGAAUAACAGACAAAUCACAAAAAACCUCUCUGACCACUCUCCUUAGGUCAUUAGUUAGGUAUCCUUGCUUUUAGUAGUGUUUUCAGCCCUUAUUACAAAAAGACCUGACAAAGUUGAGUCUGCUUAUUGAAUUACUAAGUUUCAAAACAGAAUUGUCACAUGUGAAGCUUCAUGUCCAUGCCUAUAACAUUUGGCUGAUGUAGUUGUUACUAUUUAAGGAACUUAAUAUUAUAUAUUAAAUUUAUCUAAUACUAUAAAUAACAAAAAUACAUAUUGAAUUAAUUAACAUUAAUACUCUAAGUUACAUAAAUAUAAAUAAACAUGUGUCUUAUUUAAUUUGUGGCAAGUUCCAAUUAGAUGUCCACAGAACAAUAGCACAGGCUGUGUGUGUGUGUGUAUGUGACCUUUCAUGCAACUGGACAAUACAGUAUUUGAAAUGACCUUGCCAGAGUGAAUCUGCUCAAUGGCCAAACUUGAACUGCUUAUGAAGAGAACAAACUAAUGGUGACAAGUUGUUAAAAGUGGAACAGUAAUUUCAGGAAAGUAAGAGAUAAUUAAUAUAAUUUGGAAUAUCUUUGGUGUGAUGAAUGCUUAAACAUAUGUUGGAAUGUUUAGGAAAGAUUAGGAAAAUUUAUAAUUACAGGAAUGUAACUGGCAUCUAAAGUGUUUGUUUCAUCGAUGUAAUUAUAGGAACGUGAAUGGCAUCUAAUAGUGUUUGUUUAAAAAAAAACAGGAGUUUAACUGGCAUAUCAUAAUAUUUUGUUAAUAACGUGUGCAACUACAACAAUGCAAUUGGUAUCUAAUAGUAUUUUGUUAAGAGUAUUGUAAUUACAGGAAUAUGACUAACUGUGUUUGUUGCAAGGAUAUUAUGGUAUGUACAACAAAGUUAUUUGGCAUAUAUUAAUGUUUAAAUUAAUAAUUUUAUAACUACGGGAAAGUAACGAAAUUUACUGGGACAAAAAUAUUAUGGUAUGUUUAGAAAUGUGUAUAACCAUCUGAUAAUAUAUGUUAUAUAAUAAAGUUUUAUUUGAGUGUUGUAAUAAUGUGGAAUAGGUGUCAAGAAUAUUGUAGUAAAUACAGGAAAACAUAUUAAGCAUUUAAUAUUGUUUAUGUUUGGAAUAUCUAUUUUAACAAAGCUAACUAGCGAGUAGUAAUAUUUUGUAAUUAGUGCCAAAAAGAAACAGUAAGUGUCAUUCUGUGCCAAAGUGUCUUCUCUUAAAUAUUUUGUCAAAAGCUAUAGUAGGUUUAAAUAAAUAUUGUAGUAUUUAUUAACUGAGCAUAGAUACUGUGGCAUUUAAAAGAACGAGGAAGUAAACUCAAUCAUGAAAAGUGACAUGAUUAAAAACAAAGAAUUCAAACAGUAAUAAAAUAUUUUCUUAUACUUAAUUUUCAUUAUACCCAUAGCAUUUUUUUUUCUGCUCUGCUCUGGAAGAAAAGUUUAUACUGUACUUUUUUAUUAAGACGUUUAUUUUUAUUUGAAAUAAUCUUCAUAAUCAGUUGUACAAUUGUUACAGGCCUCUGAAUAUACAGUUACAAAAGAACUUAAGUUUAUUUCACAAAUUUCAUAUAUCUUAAAAAAUCCUGAGAUCAUUGACUAAUAAAAGGUUUAUGUUAGUUUCAGUUGUUUCCAAGCUCUUUCAACCUAAUGGACUCUACAAUAGCACCUAGAAAAAGCUAUGAAAACAUUUUAAUUUUUUGUAUCAAUAUUAGAGAAUGUUCUAAACUACCUGAAUAAGUAGUCUUUAUUAAAUAACUACAUACUGUAUGUCUAAUAAUGGACAAAUUAUAUUGCUGUUUAUUUUAUUUUUAGGAAAUUGUUUUGGCUGGCUAGUCAAAAAGGUUAAUUACUUAAAUAGUAAUUGAAUUGAACAAUCUAGCAUUGAUCUUAAAAACAUCAAUACAAAUAUUCAUAGAGUCUGUUUUUACUUUUGGAAUCAUGAAAAAUAAUAAUUUAAUUUUAUUGUGAUAAAUAUUUCUUGCAUCUUAUUACAUUAAUAAAAUGCCACACAGGUCUCUUCUUACAAGCAUGUGUACACUCCUUAUAUCUGGCACUAGUUGCCAUCUAAUUGACAAGGCUAUUCUGAAAGUGAUAACUUGUAUCUCCAUUUUUUUUAUUAAUAUAAAUGAAAUAUUUAAAAAGGACAUGAUAGCUUUCUUUCUUGAGUGUUCUGCUUUCUAAGUCAGCUUUCGUAGCAAGUCAGUGCAAAAAUCAUAGUCUAUUGAGUACAACAGUGUUUAAGAUGAACAAUAAUAUACAUUAUACAUACUUUAUUUCUUAUACAAAAAUCAUUUUAAUAAUAAUUGUUAUCUUUGUUACUAAAUUGUCUAAAAAGAUGAAAUGACAAAAAAAGGGUGUAGGUAAAAGAUGAGAAACAAUUUGACUUUUUAUGUCCCAUUUUUAGCAAUAUAUCUUUGUCUAUUCUUCCUGUUAUGGUCUUCACUUAAGAUGACUAGAAAGUUUGUCUAAAUCAAGCAAGAAUAUACAAUAUAAAGAUGCCCCCUAACCCUAGUGGCUCAGAAGUAAGUCUGGGGGCUCACUCUCCUAAAAACCUAGUUUCGAUAUUUGUGGUGGGCACAGCACAGUUAGCCCAUUGUGUAUCUUUGUGCAUAACAAGAAAUAUACAAUAUGAAGAUUUCUAAUUAACAUUAUAGAAUCAGUUUAUUUGUUCUUAACUGCUUAAUGUUAACUCAUAACACAUACAAAUUAAAACAAAGUAAGAAAUCAAAACAUGUAUGUUCUAUAUUAAGUUUUCUUUGCUUCUGUGAAAUAGUUAUAAACCAAAAAUACCUUGAAUGUUGUUUUUAUGUUUUCAUUAUGUGAAUAUCGGAUAUAAAAAUUUCACAAUAAGUAAUACUGUUGGUGUUCAUGCUGUUUAUAAGAAUUUACAGAUCUCAGAUUAAUCCUGUGUGUCUAAAGUUGUUAGAAGGGUUUGGUAAUUACUCAGUUUUAUUGUUUUUUUUAUAAUAUUGUUUUUAAUAUAUUUUCUUAAGUUUACUUAUCCUGUUCUUUGUAUAACUCAUGGUAUUGUAUUGCACAUUAACUUCAUAUAAAGUAAAUUAAAUUUACUCGUAAAUUCACUAUUUUUAAAUAUAUGUACUAGCAUAUAUAUUUUUGUUUUGCUUUAUUUCAGAGGGAAAGAUUUUUUGAUAAUUCUUUAAUUAAUCAUAGCCAAUGCUUAUUAAUUGAGAACAGUUUACUGUGCACUCAAUCAAGGCAUAUUCUGUUCGCUUUCUUCAUAUUCCUCCUUCAGUGCUUGAAAAUAUAAAUAUUCAUUAAAAGAAUUAGUAACCUUACAUGUUAUUAUGUUUAAUAAAAUCCUUCUGUGUUAGUAUAUUUAUUAGAAGUUUACAUAAUGUGUCUAUGUGUUGAUCAGAAAAAUGAUGUGAAAAUACAUAUCUUAAAAUAUUUACUCUAAAGGCGUAUUUAACAAAAGAAUUAACGUUAUAUCAUUAUGUUUAUCAGAAUAAUUAACAUUAUAUGUCAUUGUGAUUGUCUGAAGAAGUAAUAUUAUAUCACAAUGUAUUAAUCAAAAGCAUUAACAUUAUAUGAUUA
Molecule: messenger RNA, 11920 nt
Organism: Limulus polyphemus (Atlantic horseshoe crab)
Lineage: Eukaryota; Metazoa; Arthropoda; Merostomata; Xiphosura; Limulidae
Product: filamin-A-like
Exons: 41
Coding region: 64-6813 (2249 amino acids)
Biological process (GO): actin cytoskeleton organization
Molecular function (GO): actin filament binding
Source: RefSeq, a predicted model, not a curated record